Molecule: messenger RNA, 384 nt
Organism: Mesorhabditis belari
Lineage: Eukaryota; Metazoa; Nematoda; Chromadorea; Rhabditida; Rhabditidae
Source: the annotation of a GenBank genome assembly
AUGUCUUUAACAAGACAAUCGACAAAAAGUCUCACUCAUGGCGUCGAAAUCGUCUUUGGCGUUGUUUACAAGAUUUUUUUCCUAUCAUCUCUCGUCGUUAACGUUAUUCUGUGCUUUCUUUUCACCGGAAUUAUGUACUAUUCACAUUCAAGGAAACAGGCACUCCAUCCCGCUUUUCUUCGAUGCUCUUUUGCAUUUAUUGAGCUGUUUCUUUUCUAUUUUGAGGUCAUUGUGUUAAGUGUUUUAAAGAAAACGACAAAAUUGUUCUGGCUUGGCUUACUUUUGGCGUUCUCACGUGUCAUUUUGAUUAUUUUCUGUUUGACGAUGUUUUUAUAUACACAUGAGACGUACACAGAUUGGUUGAUCAUCUAUGCACAAGGUGAA